AUGGGGCUUUUAGGAGGUUUGCACUCAUUACAUUUGCACAACAACCAUCUCUCUGGAGAAAUUUCUUCAUCUCUACAAAAUUGUAUGAGUUUAGUGUUGGUUGACCUCGGUGAGAAGGAGUUUCAUGGAAGCAUACCUACUUGGAUGGCGAAAAGGCUUCCAUAUUUGAUUGUUCUUACCCUUCGUUCAAAUAAGUUAGAUGGCGUAAUACCUCUAGAACUUUGUCGCCUCUCUCAUCUUCAAGUCUUGGAUCUUGCUAACAACAAUUUGUCUGGAGCAAUACCAUGGUGCAUCAACAAUUUUAUUGCCAUGGUAAGAAAAGAAAAACAUGUGCAUUCUAUUGCAAAUGAAAAUCCCAUGUAUGAAAAUGCUAUGCCUCCUAUUGUUGCUUCUGCACCCUUCGGUAGAAAAGAUUUCUCAGAGAAUGAAGUUUUGGUGACAAAAGGAAAUAUAUAUCAAUAUGACAAGACUCUUUCUCUUGUGACUAGCUUGGACCUUUCGAACAACAAUAUAUCCGAAAAGAUCCCUAGGGAAUUAACCAGUCUCCAAGGAUUGCAUUUUCUGAAUUUGUCUGGAAAUCAUAUAACUGGUUUGAUUCCAAAGAAUAUAGGUAACAUGGGAUUAUCGGAAUCUCUUGAUUUAUCCAAAAACGAACUCUGCGAUGAAAUUCCUCCAAGCAUGUCAGGUUUGAAUUUUUUAAGUUACUUGAAUUUGUCUUAUAAUAACUUGUUUGGAAAAAUUCCAUCGAGUGCCCAACCCCAAAGCUUCCAUGCUUCUAGUUUCACCGGCAACAAGCUUUGUGGACCUCCACUCACAAAGAAUUGUAGCGAUAAUGGCAAAACACCUGAGGGGAAUGAAGGAGAUAGCGAAGGUGCUAGAUCUGAAGUGGAUUGGUUUUAUGUGUUUAUGACUUUAGGAUUUGCAGUUGGUUUUUGGGGCGUCUCUGCUCCUAUAUUGUUCAUUAAGUCAUGA
This is a messenger RNA of Camellia sinensis, 972 nucleotides long. Lineage: Eukaryota; Viridiplantae; Streptophyta; Magnoliopsida; Ericales; Theaceae. The record is from RefSeq and is a predicted model, not a curated record.